This is a messenger RNA of Plodia interpunctella (Indianmeal moth), 5119 nucleotides long. RefSeq names its product AP2/ERF domain-containing protein PFD0985w-like. The record is from RefSeq and is a predicted model, not a curated record. Gene Ontology annotation, cellular component: nucleus. The transcript is spliced from 7 exons. Lineage: Eukaryota; Metazoa; Arthropoda; Insecta; Lepidoptera; Pyralidae. Gene Ontology annotation, biological process: regulation of transcription by RNA polymerase II. Gene Ontology annotation, molecular function: RNA polymerase II transcription regulatory region sequence-specific DNA binding; DNA-binding transcription factor activity, RNA polymerase II-specific. The coding region runs from base 276 to 4703 and encodes 1475 amino acids.
UUGCUUAAUCUAUGGUUGGUUUGCUAAGUUUAUUUGUCUAUGAUAUUGUAGAUCGCUUUAUCGCAAAUAAUGGCUAGUUUUGUUUGUAUUCUGUGUUUAUAUCGGAAUAAACUGUGUUUGAUAGUAUAAAUUUAAAUUAAAAUGUAUAAAAAUAAACUAGUUGUUGUAUUCUGGUCGUAAUAUCGUAUGUGUGUAACUCACAAUUAAAAGCCAAAAGUUAUUUUCGGUUUCGGCGUGUUUUUGCGGUGAACUAAAUAUCUAGUUGAUUUACUAGGAUGGAUUCACCGCAAGAAUUCAAUUGCAUAUUUUGCAAAGACAAUUUUGAGAGUAAAGAGGAGCUACAAAUACAUUUCAGGAAACAUGGUGAUCCAAAAUUUAAUCAAAGUACAAAAAAUAAAGCACGAACGAAUGAUACUCCAGGCGAGAAGUCUAAUGAAGAGGUUGAGAUGAUAAGCUGUGAUGUGUGCACGGAAUUAUUUCCGACUAUUUCGAAGGCAAUAACUCACAAGCACAAGUUCCACCCAGACCACGACGCGAAGUACUUCUGUCCCUGGUGCGGAAAGCUGUUUACGAUGAAGCAUUUAUACAAUAAACAUAUAAAUACCAACCAUGAGAAUGACAAAAUGAACACAGAAGAUUUCCCUUGUGAUUGCUGUGAUGUUACCUUUUACGAGCCAUCUGCGAUGUUGUACCAUAAUAAAUUUUUUCAUAGACAGGAUACUGAUCUGCCGGCUAUCGGUCAUUCAAAGAAAUUAAAAAUGAUUAAUCAGUGUUCCUUGCUGAUUUACUACUGUCCCUUUUGUGGCCAACAAUAUAACAAUAAGGUCAAUUUACAUAAACACAUGAUAGAUGACCAUAGUGAUGAAAACCAGAGUCCAGAUGACGUGCUGCGUUGCCCUCUUUGUGAUGCCAUAUUUUACCAUUUAGAUGCAUAUGAACAUCACCUCUCAUUUCACAGUAUUGAAGAUAUGUAUAAUGAAAGUAAUGAAAUGGCUGAAACUGUGACAGAGUUUUCACUGGAGUCAGUUCCGCCUAUAAUGGAACGAGUUGAGAACUUAGAGCCAGACCCUAAAGAAAUGUCUGAAGGUGGUGCUAUUGGUUUAGAUGAUUUGCUGAUGGCAAUGGGCAACUCAGAAGAUAAUCCGAAGAAAUCUAAAAAGCAUAAGAAACACAAGAAGUCUAAAAAAGCAGCAAUAACGUUGGACGAAUUCCUAAAUAUGAAUAAAGAUGUUUUUGGGGAAGGCAUAGAUUUUCAAGGCAUAGAAGAAGUACCUUCACAAAUAGUGGCAAAAAGAUUUAAAGUAAAAAAGAAAGCUGCAUUACCAAGCAGUGGUUCGAAAAUGUCGGCUAAGGAUAUUGAAAAAUUACGCAAACAAGGGAUCAUUAUUAAGAAAGGAGGGACUUCAGUGAAGAAACCGAUACCAACCAUAGUUCAACCAACGCCUACUAAAGUCCAAGCAGUACCUAAUAAAAGUGAUUUAAAUGUUAGCACACAAAACCAGUCUGCUGCUGUUAAUCCACCAAACGAAGUCUUAACAAAACUAAUUAAUCAAAGUAAUAAUCAAAUAAAGAUAGUAAGGAAACAUACACAGAAUAUAAGUGAGGCAAAUAGCGCAGAGGAUGAAAAACCUUCAUCACCUGAAAAUAUAGAAGUUGAAUGUGAUUUAAUACAAAGGUACACGUCGUCUGAAACCGAAGGGGAGGAGAAACCUGAAAACAGAAUUAAUAAGUUGAAUGAGGAUGGCAUCUCUGACACUGAUUCAAAUAAAACAAAAUUUUUAGUUGAUAUCGAAAGUUCAAAUGUAAAAAAUGUUUGUAUAAAAUCGAAUCACAUUUUCCAGAAUAACGAUGAAGACGCAGAUGAUUAUAAUAAAAAUAUAGAUCCCAGUGACAAAAUUAAAAAUAGUAAUAAUCCUCUAACUGCUUUGAAAAAUGUAAGCCAACAUAUUAUCGUUAAAUCUGUGGUUCCUUCCGGAAAAAAUGAUUCUACAACUAAAAAUGAAGUAUCUACCAAAGAAAGUGAUGAGGAACCAAGUGAAUUAAAACAAACAGUUCAUUAUGACAUGAAAGAUAAAAAUAUAAAUGAAACUAGCGACAAAUCUCUAAAUGCAUUAAAACAUUUGAGUCACCUUAUUACUAUUAAACCAGUUGCACAAGCUAAGCCAACUUCGCCAAUUAAUAGUAGACAAUUUUCUGAGAUAGAAAAUACUGAUAAUGUUCAAAUGAAUUCUGGGGAUGGCGAGGAUACGAAGGAUUCCCAAAUAACUCAACAAAAUAACAACCCUACAAUAACUAACAAGAAUAUAAUGACACCAAAACUAGAACAAAAACAAACAUCCCAGAAAUCUUUAAAUCCGUUUAAAAAUGUCAGUAACAAUGUCACUAUUAAACCAAUGACAAAAAAAAUACAAUCCUCUCAGUCUCAGUCAGACAUGUCACAAUCUUCGGACGAAGAUGAGCAGAUCCUUAAUUCAAUAAAAAAAGUUGCUAAGAAUCAACCCUCCGUACGUCAAAUAGCCGUUAAGCAGCAAAAUGAAGUGAAAAGUCCAGCAUUGUCACCCAAUGUAGUAAAAAUAAACCAGAGUGGUGUAAGAAAUUUACCAAGCAAAGACCCGAAAAGUCUUGAAGUCAAUACAAAAAAUCUAUCUAAUGUAGAUCUUUUAAAAAAUCUUAAAAAUGUUACAGCUAAACCAAUUAGUAAUUCUAAAAGUGUACAAAUAAACAAAUUUAUGACACCGGUUAAUCAAAAACUAACACAAAUUAAAAGUAACAAGGAAAUAAACAACGAAAUAGAAGUUUAUAACAUUGAUGACUCUGAUAGUGAUAAUGGAGAUGACCAUUUACCCAGUGAAUCGUUAAAAACGAAAGUGUCAGAUAUACAAACCAGCAAUUUACAUUCAAAACCUACGCAAGCAUUCAAACACUUGAAUAAAUACCUAACAAUAAAACCAACUCAUCAAAAAAGCCCACAACUAAAUAUUAAACAAGACCUCGAUCAAGACGAAUUUACAGAUUUACCACAAGAGGACUUUGACACAGAAACUGAACAUAAUGAAGAUAAAAAUAAAGCACAUUUCAAUAAGACUAAUAAAAUGCUUCAAAAUACACUAAAAAACUUAAGUAAACAUAUAACAAUAAAGUCUAGGAAUUCUUCACCAAGUUCAAUAGUUUCCACCUAUGGUAAUAAAAAUGGAAAUUCCAAUGACAAAUUCGAUAACAAUUUUGAUAGUGACAAUGAAUCUAAUGCAGGAAGAGUGCAAAUUACUGAAGUUGACGAUGAAUGCCCAAGGAAAAACGAUGAGUUUGAUGAAGAUUUUGAUGCGAUUGUUCAGUCACCUCAUGAUUCAGACAGUGAUGAUGAUGGGGACCACUCACAAAAUAAAGACUUUGAAGAUAUUGAAAGCAAAAUACACGCAAAUACAGUCAAGAGAAAUGAAAACAAAAAUGAGGAAAGUUUUAAAAAUGUUAGUAAGGCUAUUACAAUUAAGUCUUUAGGCGAAAAUAAGGCCCAGUUGUAUACAGAGACAGCCGCUACGACAAAAGGUCUUGUAUCGUUACCUAACAACAUUAGCAAAGAAUUAUCUAUAAAGCCUUUCAAACAGGGUACAAAUGAAUGCAAUAGUAAUACGAGUCAACAGCCUAAUAAAAUAAGUCCACAAAUAAUUGAUAAAAACAAUAAAGGUGCAGGACAGCAAAUAACGCGUAACCAAUCUUCCAAUCAAAAGAUUUGUAUGUCAAAGAAUCAAAUAAAUACAGUAAACAAAGAGGUGACUGUGAAAACUUUUCAAUCUAAGACUGUAAUAGAGGAGAUCACUACUACUGUUACAAAGACUAUUAAGACUGUCAACCAAACUGUGAAACAAGAAGUUCAAACAGCUAGUCAGUCGUGUACACAUAACGUGCUACGGCAAGUACAAGGUUUGAAGCCGCAGACUCAACAACCUGUAAAAAACUACCAAGGUGUAGUAGUACGGCAUGCAGCGCCAGUGGGUACCAAAGUAAGAAGCGCGAUGAACCCUGUGAGGUCUCCUAGACCUCCAGCCAAAAUAUCCAAUCAGUUAGUCCCUGUGAGGUCAGUUAUCCCUAUGAAUGUAAGAGCUCCAAGAAUGCCCACAUUAAGAAGCAGUACUCCCUCAACUUCUACAAAUAGUCCGAAGCCAAUCAAAAUGUCCCCAAACAUAGUAAAUACUGCUAUGAAUAAAAGACCAAUUGCAACAGAACCAUCCGGUCCAUUUAGUUGUUUCAAAAAACCAAAAGAAUCAUUAAUACCUGUGUCAGAAAUGUCGAGCUUCGACACUAGAGAAGACGAAUCCACAGUAAGCCUCGCUUCUUCGACACAAGUGAAUAAAUCGAAUGUUAUGAAUAUGACAAGGACUGUAAAAGGUAACACGGUUGUUAGUUCAACACAGAUGAAAUCUGAAAUUAGUUCCUGUUCACAACAACUGGAAAAGCUCAACAAUAUGUCGGGUUUAAGAAUAGUUAAAACUAGUCAAGUGAAGCAGGCAUCCCACGCAGAGGAAAAACAUGAAGUGAGUCCUGCUAAGAAGAUUACUUUAGAAGCAAUUGAAAAAUUACAAAAGCAAGGUUUAUUAGUGAAAAAACCUCGUCUCGAUUCAAACCGCGAAGACAGGUACUCUGACGACGACGAUGGAGAGGGCAACUUCCCACAAGACGAAGAUUUCGAUGAUGAUUAUUUUUCUUAAUAUGUUGCCCGUAAACAUUCAGGAAAAUAACAAAGUAUUUAGUUUGGAAUCUUGAAUGAAUAUUAGUAAUUUACUUUGAUACAAGGGUGAUCGGUACAGUAAUACUGAACACUGACUGAAUUCAUAAUAUUAAUUUUACAGUAAACAUAUUGUUUUGUAUGGUACCUAAUUAUUGAAAGUUAAUUAUUUACAUUUAUAAUAUUAGUAAGAAAAUAGUUGAUAUGAUAUCAAUGAUACUAUAUCCAUUUUGUAUAUAUAAAUACACAAUACAAUAUUAUAAUUUUGUAUAUAGUAGAUAUAUAAGAAAUAGUGAAACAAGCUUAAGAAUAUAAGAAUUCCUUUUUGUUGUAAUUUAUUACGAGUUAAUAACAGAUUGUUCCUAGGAUAUUUAAUACUUUAUUAAAAUAUGUCACAUA